This is a messenger RNA of Penicillium bovifimosum, 642 nucleotides long. RefSeq names its product DNL-type zinc finger protein. Gene Ontology annotation, cellular component: mitochondrion. Gene Ontology annotation, biological process: protein stabilization; protein import into mitochondrial matrix; protein folding. The coding region runs from base 1 to 642 and encodes 213 amino acids. The record is from RefSeq and is a predicted model, not a curated record. The transcript has a single exon. Gene Ontology annotation, molecular function: zinc ion binding; protein-folding chaperone binding. NCBI's taxonomy places the organism in Eukaryota, Fungi, Ascomycota, Eurotiomycetes, Eurotiales, Aspergillaceae.
AUGCGCCCAUUCACCUCGGGCCUCCGCCCAUUGAAUACCUUCGUGUCGCAAGCCAAGUCCUACACCACGAUUGCGCGUCUACAACCCUCACGUUUCCUCUCAACAAACCCAAUUCACUCGCGACCAACUCUUCGAUCAUCGCCACUCCCUCGCUCGCGCAUUCUCACCCCCCAAUUCCGAUACAACUCAAGUGCACCUCGCCCUCUCACCGACUCGAACAAGAGCCAGGCAGAGCAAGAUGCCGAAUGGGAAGCUCAGAACCAGGAGCGUCGCAAGAACGAAGAGGCAUACCGUAUCACCUUUACAUGCAAGCCCUGUGGCCAUCGCUCCGGCCACCGGAUGUCCAAGCAAGGCUACCACCGUGGAACGGUCCUUAUCCAAUGCCCUUCCUGCAACUCGCGUCAUGUUAUGAGUGACCAUCUGGGUGUCUUCUUCGAUAAGAGGACUACUCUGGAAGAUUUACUGAAGGAGAAGGGCCAGGUCUUGACUCAUGGUCGUACAGAUGGGAACUUGGAGUUUUGGGAUGAUGGUACUGUGAAGAGUUACGAUCUGGAGGGCAAUGAGAGGCUCGGCUCUCCUAAACAAGAAUCUUCUGAGUCAGAAUCUCCUGAGCCAGCAUCUCCUGGCGAGAAGUCGUCUUGA